CGAAGGGUUGAGGCAGUAAAGCGAGCGCGGGGCCGGGCAGCGCUGAGUGCUGCUGUGCCGCGCUGCGCGUUCGUGUGCCGCGACACCGAGAGAGCGAGCGAGCGGGAGACCGAGGGAAGAUGUCCGGGCGCGGGAAGCAGGGCGGGAAGGCGCGCGCCAAGGCCAAGUCGCGCUCGUCGCGGGCCGGGCUGCAGUUCCCCGUGGGCCGCGUGCACCGGCUGCUGCGCAAGGGCAACUACGCGGAGCGCGUGGGCGCCGGCGCGCCGGUGUACCUGGCGGCCGUGCUGGAGUACCUGACGGCCGAGAUCCUGGAGCUGGCGGGCAACGCGGCCCGCGACAACAAGAAGACGCGCAUCAUCCCCCGCCACCUGCAGCUCGCCAUCCGCAACGACGAGGAGCUCAACAAGCUGCUGGGCAAGGUGACGAUCGCGCAGGGCGGCGUGCUGCCCAACAUCCAGGCCGUGCUGCUGCCCAAGAAGACCGACAGCCACAAGGCCAAAGCCAAGUGAACCUGAAAGGCUAAGCGGCACUUUUGCUUUUCUGGAAAAACCCAAAGGCUCUUUUCAGAGCCAC
Messenger RNA from Passer domesticus (house sparrow), 573 nucleotides. Its product is annotated as histone H2A-IV. The transcript has a single exon. NCBI's taxonomy places the organism in Eukaryota, Metazoa, Chordata, Aves, Passeriformes, Passeridae. The coding region runs from base 120 to 509 and encodes 129 amino acids. The record is from RefSeq and is a predicted model, not a curated record. Gene Ontology annotation, cellular component: nucleosome; chromatin. Gene Ontology annotation, molecular function: structural constituent of chromatin; DNA binding; protein heterodimerization activity. Gene Ontology annotation, biological process: heterochromatin formation.